Molecule: messenger RNA, 3264 nt
Organism: Gregarina niphandrodes
Lineage: Eukaryota; Apicomplexa; Conoidasida; Eugregarinorida; Gregarinidae
Exons: 1
Coding region: 1-3264 (1087 amino acids)
Source: RefSeq, a predicted model, not a curated record
AUGGCGAAGCAUGAUGGGAAGGCGGUGGCUCGGCCUGGAGAAGUGCGGAUGGAGAAGCGGGUGCGAGGAUCCAUUGAGAAGGGCGUUGCGGAGAAAUGCCCCCGUCUGGAGAACGGUGGGAGGUUGGAGGGUGGCUCGAGAUUGAGUCGGAGUGCCCGUCUGGAGGUGUCGGAGAUGUCGAGGUCGGCUGGGGAGACUCGAUGGUCAUUACCGGAACGGCGAGACAACAGUGCAGUGAUACGACUGGCGGAUUCUGUUUUACUUGAUCUGAUGGCGACCGGCAUGACGGAAAGCAAUGUAUAUAAUGUGCGUGCAAUGAUAAAGGAUUAUAAUCUAAAAAUUUUCCUAAGGGAUGGACUUGAAGAGGUACAGUAUACUGAUUGGUGUGAACGUAUUCGACAGUGUUGCGCGAUUGAUCAAAAAGUCAUAACAGAAUUUCUGGAACAACUAAUCCUCAUGGCUAGAGACUUAACAGACGAUGACAUAUACCCACCAGUCUUAACUCAGAGUUCCGCACGCAUCUGUCUUGAUCAUGGACUGUACUUCCCGCACAAGGAAAAACUCUACAAGUACUUCAUCCGAGUCAUCCGACAACAACCUGUAGGAGUCAAAUUGCCCCAUUGCACACACGAAUACUCUUUUCUAAAGGCGCUCUUGUCUAAACAUCCGGACGCCAACCAAUUCAUUCACAACCUACAUGACAUGGAAAUCGCUUUGGAUCAUAACAACAUCCGGUUCCUGAAAAUACACUACCUUGUACCCAAACAUCAUCCGUAUGGUGGAUCAGGUUAUGGUGGUGGAUCAGGUUAUGGUGGGGGAUCGACACCAGAUGAAAUGGUAUCGGAGUCCCGCUUAAUUUCCAUAUCUCGCUGCAUGGAUAUGAUUCAAGACCCAGUCUUGGAUCCUGCAAGAUACAAAUUGAUUAAUUUGCUCUAUACCUUCUACUCUAGUUAUCAACCGGAUUUGAGUGCUACGCUGUUCGUGGAUCUUAUCAAAAAAAAUGCUCCCUGUCCUUUCUUUCAGUAUCGUUCUGAAAAGGCGGCUAUCCGGGUCAAAUAUACGGUUGAUCUCAUUGUCAAUUAUAUAAGGUGUAUUAUUGAAUUGAUGAAGCUAUGUAGAUUGAACCCUGGGCGUGGUAGUUCGAGUGGUGAGUCGUGCGUGGUGAGUCGAGAGUCUUUAGAGAGCUACUGUUUAUAUCGCGGACUUCAAUCAUGGCUUUUUAAUUACUUGCAUCAAAUUGAAUUUGAAAGACCGGAAAUUGAAGCAGCUGAAGAAAAUAUUGAUAUAGAUGAGUAUAAUCUAUGGUUGAAGGAACAAGCGGAUGAAUUCAGUCGAUUACUAAUACAGAAAAAGAAUCAAUUAACGACACGACAGAUUCGUGAUGCCCGUCAACUUCUAACUGAUGAGUCAGUACUCAAACGAAAGUAUCUGGAACUUAGGACAGAAGAGGAAAUUGGGCCUGUAAAAUAUAAAUUGGACCAAGUAUUAACCCUGACAUUAAACUUUCUCCAACAAGAAUUUCAUAGACUGCGAGAAAUGAAGAUCCAACAAACACACUUAAGAAAUACUUGUCCAUAUGAUCAACUAGUAUUUGAUGACCAAUCUGGCAGAACAAGAAUAAGGUCUUUCGGAUUGGUUCGGAAAGACACGCGUCAAGAAGAAAUUGUCAAUAUUAAAUAUGUCAAUGCCAGUCAGUUCUGGUUUCAUCAUAUCCUUCAAGAUUUCAGGGAUUGCUGUUUAGGACAUCAUGAAAGUCCACUAAUACCCUUACUUAUAUUCGGUCUUAUACAUUCCUCUGAUAGUGUGUACAAUCUUGUUUCCAUGGAAUUUCUACAUCUCCUAAGAUCAGUAUAUGUAUUGUCUAAGGAUGGUAGUAUUCAGAGUCAGGAUCGUAAUAUUCGAAGUCAGGAUCAUAAUAUUCGGAGUCAGGAUCAUAAUAUUCGGAGUCAGGAUCAUAAUAUUCAGAGUCAGGAAUUGCAUAAUGAUUUAAGUCGACAGCCACGAGAAUUGCAAUGCAGAGAAAUGGAGGAAACUGACGUGGAUCAGGAGGAUGGUCAUCCAAGAAAAGAACAUGAGAAAAUAAACCCAGUUGCGAACGUGCGCGAAAAGUGUGUUCGAUUCCUCGUUUCUUUCGGCGAACGGUCUCAGUAUAUAUCUGUUAUGACAAUUGAGGAUAUUCUUAGCUUCUUAGCAGUUAGCUUGUUGAAAGAAAUCCGUCGUGGCGUGACUGAGGAGAAUAUCCUGCUUUGUGCAACCUUAUUCAGUGGUUGUCUAGAAAUCCUUAUUGCUCGUUGGAGCGAUAUUAGUAACGAAGCGGAGACGAGAAGAUUAAUACGACUAAUGUGCCUUUUGGCCUUUUCCGAUGAAGUUACCCAUGACGGUCUGAUAUCUAAGAUAAGAUGUCUGGUAGCGAAAACGGCUGCCGAAAAAUUCUCCACCACGUUCGAUUUCUCAUAUUCUCCACCUCUCGUCGGCUUUAUCAAGAAACUAGUUGCAAAGGGCAAAGGCUUACUUGAGCAAUCAGCGACAGCAAACAAAUCACUAUUUGCCCUUGAAGGGGAGUGGCCCGUGCGACCGUUUGAUAGAACCUACCUUCGGGAAUUCGGACCGCGUAUAUGCAAAACUGGGUGGCUGGAUUGCUGGGCUCUUGAACCACACCACGCUACCGAACCUCUUCACCAGGUUAGUGACCCUCCACUCGAAAUCGGGCGCACCAUGUGGAGUGAAGAGUGGAGUGCCAUCAGUGGCGGAGCGUAUGUCGUCUUCAGCACCCGACGUCCCACUGACGACCAAGCCUCAUCAACAUCGUCUCAAUCUGCUGAUGUGGCCAGUGCGAUAGGUGAUACGGCUCUGGACACCCCACCCUCUGGUCUAAAGGUCACCUCUGCAGACGACGCUAAAAAGGCGAAGGAUGAACAUUUCGAAUACUCUGAUGGUUCAAUAUCGAGCUAUGAGGACGUUGUGGUGCACAAUACAGCACCGUCGUCGGCUCCAGCUAUGGGAGACACGGAAUUGUGGAACGAGAACGUGAAGCAAGUUCUGAAUCUCCAAUUCCCUGUGGUUAAUAACAACCAUGUGGUUAAUAACAACCCUGUGGUUAAUAACAACCGUCAUAACUCGACAUUGUUCACACAUAUCGGUGCGGCGUCUGGUGGCUCCACGCGUGGACCGGCGACACUGGAUUCUAUUGCAGCGAAGCUGGUGACGUGUGUUAUGGAAUCAAAUGCGGCACUUAUGUCCGCUCUGAUGGCGGGGGCGAGAUAG